CACUUGGCCACUCUUCUCUUAGGUAUUUCUAUGCUCUAUUGCUUCGAUUUUCGCUUGAUGCAACUCUAUAAAUAAUAUAGAAUUCUACAGUACUUUAUAUCGAAGUGUCAAGAAACCGCUACGUAAAAAAAUUAUACAGUGAAUACUCAAUGACUUGGAAAGCACAAUAUUUAUAAAAUAAAUCUCAAACUACGAUCGCUUUGCAAGAUAUUUAUCGCACAAUUUCAUAUGUGUUAUCGAAAUGAAACAAGUUAUAAAUUAUUUGGUUUAUAUACCGCUUUUACUGGUUGUAUCGCUGCUACCGGUAACCUACUGCUUCCAGAAAGAAAUGACUAUCAUUAUAUCGCCAGGAGGAAGAGACUGCUUUUACGAGUCGGCAAAAGCUGGUCAGAUUGUUGAUAUCGAAUACCAGGUUAUUGAUGGGUCGCAUGGUGAUUUGGACAUCAGCUUUGAUCUAGCGGAUUCCAACGGUCGACUGAUCUAUUCUGAUUAUAAAAAAUCGGACAAUAUUCAUCGUUUCAAGCUGCCACAUGACACUGAGCUCAGUUUCUGCUUUAACAAUGACUUUAGUCGAAUGAACAGUAAAACUGUAUUCUUUGAAAUAAUCAUCGAGAAAGAGGACGAUGAUGCUGGAUGGAGUAAUUUUGCUAUUCUGGAAGGGCUCACCCCGGAGGAGUUCUACGACAUGAAGGUACAGGAUAUAGAGGAUAUAAUUAGGCGCGUCAGAAACAAUCUUACAAAAGCUAGGCAGUUUCAAGAUGUACUGCGGUCGCACGAAGCUCGGGAUCGCAAUAUUGCAGAGGAAAAUUAUUUAAAAGUUAAUGCCUGGUCUUUUUUUCAGAUACUGAUAAUGUUAGCUGUGGGGUUUUGCCAAGUUGUGAUGGUUAAAAGUCUUUUCGAUACAGACUCAAAAGCAAAUAAGUUAUGGCGUAAGAUGUGAUUGUUUUUCGCGAUAGAGAGUCCUAUAACUAAGUCAUUUUUUUUUUCUGAUCAUCACCGCGAUACGAGCGACUCAUAUAGAACCUAGCCUAAUACAAAUUACGAGAGGUACGAUUUUUUUUAAUGCCAAAGUAAAUUUUUAUUUGAAUAAAUUCAACAGAUACUGUAGCA
Wyeomyia smithii (pitcher-plant mosquito) is the source of this 1110-nucleotide messenger RNA. RefSeq names its product transmembrane emp24 domain-containing protein 1-like. The record is from RefSeq and is a predicted model, not a curated record. Gene Ontology annotation, biological process: intracellular protein transport; endoplasmic reticulum to Golgi vesicle-mediated transport; Golgi organization. Gene Ontology annotation, cellular component: Golgi apparatus; endoplasmic reticulum-Golgi intermediate compartment; COPII-coated ER to Golgi transport vesicle. NCBI's taxonomy places the organism in Eukaryota, Metazoa, Arthropoda, Insecta, Diptera, Culicidae. The coding region runs from base 242 to 940 and encodes 232 amino acids. The transcript is spliced from 3 exons.